Alnus glutinosa is the source of this 4605-nucleotide messenger RNA. RefSeq names its product putative disease resistance protein At3g14460. Gene Ontology annotation, molecular function: ADP binding. The record is from RefSeq and is a predicted model, not a curated record. NCBI's taxonomy places the organism in Eukaryota, Viridiplantae, Streptophyta, Magnoliopsida, Fagales, Betulaceae. The transcript has 5 exons. Bases 586 to 3750 code for a protein of 1054 amino acids. Gene Ontology annotation, biological process: defense response to other organism.
AGCCUGCUUCUCUCUCCCUUGCUCCAAAUCUUUUUUGAAAGAUUGGCAUCCGGCGAUUUCGUUGAUUUCUUCCGGGGACGAAAGCACGACGAGGGACUCUUACACAAGUUGAAGAUAGCUUUGCUGUCCGCGAAUGCACUGCUUGAAGACGCGGAGGAAAAACAACUUACAAAGCCUGCUGUGAAAGCGUGGGUCGAUGAGUUGAAAGAUGCUGUCUAUGAUUCAGAGGACGUCUUGGACGAGAUAGCCACUGAAGCCUUGCAACGUAAGUUGGACGUUGAAUUUCAUACCACUGCACGUAAGGUACGAAAUUCCAUAUCUACUUUUCUUGGUCAUUUUGUCAAGGAGAUAGAGCCAAAGAUAAAAGAGCUACUUGAGAAACUAGAAUAUCUAGAAAGACAAAAGGAUGUUCUAGGUCUAAAACAAGGUGUUGGAGGAGAAUCAUCAAAAAGAUUGCCCACGACUUCUCUAGUCGACGAAUCUGAUAUUUUUGGUAGGGAUGAUGAUAAGGAAAAAAUAGUAAGCUUGUUGCUCUCAAAUGAUGCCACUAGUAAUGAAAAUCUAUGUGUAAUUCCAAUAGUCGGCAUGGGGGGAAUUGGCAAGACCACCCUUGCUCAGCUUGUAUACAAGGACGAGAGGGUGAAGAAGCAUUUUGAUCUUCAAGCAUGGGUUUGUGUUUCGGAUGAAUUUGACGUGUUCAGGGUAACUAAGACAAUUCUAGAGGAAGUAGGUUCAUCUACUAAUGCUGAUAGUAAGAAUCUAAAUCGGCUUCAAAUUACACUACAGGAGAAAUUGAUGGGGAAGAAAUUACUACUUGUUUUAGAUGAUGUAUGGGAUGAGAAUUAUGUUGAUUGGGAGGUCUUAAGUAGCCCAUUUAAAUAUGGGGAACGAGGAAGUACAAUCAUUGUAACAACACGCAAUGACGGUGUUGCAUCGGUGAUGCGCACUGUUCCAACUCAUCAUCUCAACAAGUUACUAGAAGAAGAUUGUUGGUCACUAUUUGCAAAACAUUCAUGCCUCGAUGGUAACUCUAAUGCACGUUCAGAGCUAGACGUAAUAGGUAGACAAAUUGUGAAAAAGUGUGAAGGUCUACCUUUAGCUCUCAAGACAAUUGGGGGUCUCUUGCGAUCUAAACUAGAUGUUGAUGAGUGGGAGAAGAUAUUGAAGAGCGAAUUAUGGGAUUCACCAAUAGACAAGACAAACAUUCUUCCUAGUUUAAGAUUAAGCUAUAAAUAUCUUCCCUCACAUUUAAAGCGAUGCUUUGGUUAUUGUUCAAUAUUCCCAAAGGGUUAUGCAUUUAAGAAAGAUCUCUUAGUCUUAUUAUGGAUGGCAGAAGGUUUCCUUCAACUUCCCAUAAACAGAACAAUGGAAGAAGUUGGUGAAGAUUACUUUCAUGAUCUUGUAUCAAGAUCAUUAUUCCAACAAUCAUGCGACAAUAAAUCAGCUUUUGUAAUGCAUGAUCUUGUGAACGAAUUGGCAAACUUUGUAUCUGGGCAAUUUAGCUUUAGGCUGGAGGGUGACAGUUUUGACAGAAUUGUGAACAAAACUCGUCACUUGUCGUAUUUCAGAACAAGAUUUGAUAACUUUAAGAAGUUUGAGACUCUUAACAAGGUUAAGCAGUUGCGCACCUUCCUGCCAUUUGAAUUUUCCAUAAUGGACAACAAUUUAACUAAAAAAGUACCACAUGAUUUAUUGCCAAAGCUAAGAUAUUUACGAGUACUCUCUCUGUCUCACUAUGAGAAUGUGACUUACUUGCCUGAUUCAAUUGGUAAAAUUAAACAGUUACGUUAUUUGGACCUUUCUUUCACUGCAGUUAAAAGGUUGCCUGAUUCCAUAUGUGAGUUGAUCAAUUUGCAAACACUCAACUUAUCAUGUUGUAACAAUCUUGUUCGAUUGCCGAGGGAUAUGCGAAAACUCAUUAAUCUACGACAUCUUGAUAUUACUAGAACUGACAUAAUGGAGAUGCCAAUACAAUUGGGCAGACUAAAAUGUCUCCAGACAUUGACCACAUUUAUCAUCAGCAAAACUAGUGGGUCCUGUAUUGGAGAGUUGGGAAAACUUACAAAUCUUCGAGGAAAACUUGCUAUUUUGAACCUUCAAAAUGUUGUCUCUUCUUCAGAUGCUUUGGAUGCAGGCUUGAAGGACAAGAAGCACAUUAAGGAGUUAGUGUUGGAAUGGAAAGCUAGUACUAAAAUUUUAGAAAGUCAAAGAACUAUACUUGACAGUGUCCAGCCUCAUUCAAAUUUGAAAAGUCUUACAAUCAAAUAUUAUAGUGGUAGAAGUUUUCCAGAUUGGGUAGGGCAUGAUUCAUUCUCUAAUAUUGUAUCUCUUCAUCUAUACGACUGUAAAUAUUGCUGCAGCUUGCCACCACUUGGGCAGCUACCCUCUUUGCAAGACCUUUCUGUUAUUAAGUUUGAUGAAGUUGUUACAGUGGGUCUUGAGUUUUAUGGCAAUGGUUUUUUUUCAAUUAAGCCAUUUGGAGCCUUAAAAGUUCUCAGAUUUGAGCAAAUGUUGAAGUGGAAGGAAUGGUUUUCUUUUGAUGCUGAAAGUGAAGGCGAAGCUUUUCCUCAUCUUCAAGAGCUUUAUAUAUAUGACUGCCCCAAGCUAACAAAAAGUUUGCCAAUCCAACUUCCUUUAGCCAAACUUGAGAUCAGGGAAUGUCCGCUGCUGAUGGUUUCACUCUCAGGGGCUCCUGCUAUAUGUCAGUUGAAUCUAACAUUUUGUAAUGAGUACCUGUUAAAGGAAUUGCCGACUGGAAUACGGGUUCUCAAAGUUGGAGGAUUUGAGGCGCUAGAUUCCCUAGCCAUGCAAAUGGAGUCCAGCUGUUCUCUUCAGGAGUUAGAAAUCUCUAACUGUUCCUCACUUGUUUCGCUUUCCAUGGUUGAUCUACCAUCUACAUUAAAAUCCCUUUCCAUCAGAAACUGUCAGAAGUUAGAGCUUCCAAUGCACCAGAUCUUUUCAUCCCUUAAAAAAUUGCACUUGGAAAAUUCUUAUGAUUCUCUGAGGUCCUUCCCAUUGGACUUAUUCCCAAACCUUUCUGAUAUCCAUAUCUCGAGGUGUGGGAAUUUGGAAUCUCUUACAAUUUCAAAACAACAUGAACUUGAUUUAAAGAUCUUGCACAUGCGAAUCAUAGAUUGCCCUUAUUUUGUAUCUUUUCCAGAAAGAGGAUUACGUGCCUCCAAACUUACAUUGCUUUGGGUCUGGAAUUGUGGACAAUUGAGGUCACUACCUGAUAAGAUGCACGUACUCCUUCCAUCUCUUGAGGAAUUGCAUAUAGUCCAUUGUACAGAAGUUGAGUCGUUUCCUGAGGGGGGCUUGCCUUCUAAUCUAAAAUCAAUUUCCAUCAUCGAUUGUGACAACCUCGUUGCCGGACGAAUGGGAUGGGGUUUACAAAAGCUCCCCUUCCUUAAAAAAUUGUUUAUUUGUGGCGAAAAGGGAGAGGUAGAGUCCUUUCCGGAGGUGGGAUUGCUGCCCACCAAUCUAACUGUUCUUCAAAUAAUGAAUUUUCCAAAUAUGAAAUCUUUGGAUAAGAAAGGGCUUCAACACCUUGCCUCUCUUAAAGAAUUGCGGAUAUACAACUGCCAUAUUCUCAAGUACAUGCCAGAAGAGGGUUUGCCUGCCUCUGUUUCUGUUUUACUGAUCAGCAAUUGUCCUUUGGUAAAGAAACAAUGUCACAGGAAAAAAGGCAAAGAAUGGCGCAAGAUUUCUCAUGUCCACCUAAUAAUGAUUGAUGAUGAAUUGAUUGAAUGAGCUAAAAGUCUUGCAAGAAUCUCCCCCUAGAAUUUAGAAAAUCUAAGAGCUCGAUUAUGACUACACAAAGCAGAUGUGGGCGUAUAGAAUCCGCUGCCUUACAUCAUAUAAUGCACAUGUACUGAAAGACUAGUGAUGACCUGCUGAACUUGAUGUGUAGUGCCAAAUCAAGAUUCCGGGAAAUUUUUGGAGUUGUUAUUUUCUUCGGCAGUGUGGAUCUGAAUUACCAUUCAGUUUCUUUUCUUCUGAUAGCUGCUGUGCGGGACAAGGGUGCCUACUAUCCAGUCCAUUCUGAAGUUUGUGUGGUUCUGAUGCUUUCAAUUAUCAAAUUUUUGAGAUGGGAAACUAUAGCUGGUGUAUUAACGGGUGACAUUAUCUGUUGACUAAACAAUUCAGGAGGCAGGAGGGGGCUUUGAUAUUGGGCAGCGACGGAGGGAAGGCCUUAGCUUCAGAUGUCUUAUUACAACUGGUGAUACCUAAAGGCCUACUCAUUACAAAGGCUAAAAAGUCUUUGAGUGUCCACAAUCACAAGCCCAUCUGAUGGCAGUUAAACAAAGAAUCUUAAGAUUAAGAAGGUGGAUUAUCCUUGAGUAAGAGAAGACUUCAUUUUCUCCCUAUGAAUGCUCUAUUAACUUAAUCAUUGGAGGCACUCUGUCGGCCCGAAUUGGCACCAUUAUGGUGGUCGUUUUCUUGUCUUGUAUGUGACCUAUCAACUGGUCCGACCGUGUGAAAAUUUGAUUUUGCAAUAGUUAAUGUUAAAAUAUAUGGAAAAUAUAUUAUAUUUUCUUUAUAUUCCAUAUUUGGUUGAUAAUGUAAUAUUAUCUAUUUACGAGUUAAUUGUAAUCAAAUCAUACC